This is a messenger RNA of Kockovaella imperatae, 4215 nucleotides long. RefSeq lists its product as hypothetical. The transcript is spliced from 3 exons. NCBI's taxonomy places the organism in Eukaryota, Fungi, Basidiomycota, Tremellomycetes, Tremellales, Cuniculitremaceae. The record is from RefSeq and is a predicted model, not a curated record. Bases 1 to 4215 code for a protein of 1404 amino acids.
AUGAAGCUCAGCCCUGACGCUCCCGUCAAUCUGCGAGAAUAUGCUUUCCAGCCUCAUCAAGACUCCUCUUCUCAAGCGAGGACUGGUCGCAGGCUUACUCUACCUAUACAUGUCUACCGCUCGCAUUUUAAUGCUGUCCUUCCUCAAGCCAAGCCAACCAGCAAGUCCGCAAAUAUCGAAGAUGUACAGAAACCACUGGCACUCGGGAUCACCAAGGUGGUGAACGACAAACCGCCAGCACUUCCCGCUAAGCGCUCGAGAAAGUCAGCCUCUGGAACAAGCAAGGCAAGCAGAAAGAACUCAGCGCAAGUCGAAGAGCCUGACGAUGAUGGUCCCGAAGUUGGAGUCUGGUUAGGGGAGAAAUGGGUUGCUGAUCCAGCCGCGGAAGAGAACUUCAGGCCGAUGCAAGCUGACAAGUCAGUGGACCGGAGCGUAAUCGUCGGACACUCCCCUUCCCAAGUAGCUCAAGCAGCGAGCUCUGAGUCAGCUUCCCAAGCUAAUCUAUCCCGUGCUGCCCCCAACUCCACAGGGCUCGCAAUCAGCACUCCACUUCCGCCGGGAAGACAGGAGCUUGGACUGCUCAAGCGUAGACUUCCCGAUACGCCUCGAGACGGUCUGCAUACAUUUUCCUCGUCGCAUCCGCUCCCUUCUACGCCUGCAUAUUCUUCUCUAUAUGUGCCGGCACCCCUGACAUCAUCGUCAGCCGAUCGUCACGAUCAGUCGCUUUUCAUGCCUGGUCCGGACGACGAGCUCGAGAUUGAACCUGAAAAUCCCGCCGAUGGGCUCACCGACGGCAGAUUUCAGAAUGAGUGCUCAUCUCUCUGUGGAAGUGACGGCGAGGACGAGCCUGAGUCUGUGCGAACAUCGAGGCGGAGUGAGCCUACCACGCACCACCGAUCUUCCCAGCGACAGGCCGGAUCUCACCCUCCUCGACCUCUUCGAUCACAACAGAGAGAGAAUACUUACUCUCGACGAGUUCCGAAAGUCCAUCGUUCGGCUAGGACCAGCGACGACAGGCACGAUGUGAUAGGUGAAGACGCCUUGGAGGAUGGCAUUUCGUAUAAUGAAGACCUUAUUCGGAGACGUGUUCAGCCCUCUCAAGCCCAACUCCUGUCUGAAGUCCAACAGACGAGACCUUCUCGACUGACCGUGGGUCAGGCCUCGCAAGAUGACUUUGUCCGACUUGUGACCGAUCCGCACCAAUCGAGAUCGCUCGACCGGAUGGGUGUCUCAAGAUCACCAUCUCUUGCGGGAGCCGGGAACGAGUCUUUCGAAUGGCGAGGUCAAUUUGAUGACGAUCAUUGGCAUACAUAUGAAGAUGAGGAUGAAGAUGAAGAGCACUGCGGUCCACUCCAUGUAUAUGACGAUGAUCUGGAUGUUUCUAUGAGAACCCCAGAGGAUCAAAUUCUGCCAGAGCAUCAACAAGCCGUUGACAGACUCUUCACUUCCUCCCCAGGGUAUAGAGGCCCUCACGAUCCAAAUACCUUUCGGAGACUUUCCGAAAGACUCGCCAUUGAUACCUCUCACGCCUUUCCUCUAGUCCCAACGCAGAAAGAACAGACCGAAACAUGGGACGAAUAUGAGCGUCGGUCACGGCGGCGACGUAAGUACCGUCGCGAUAGAAAGCGGUCAAAGCAUCGACGACUCAAACAUUAUCAUGAUCGGCGUUACGCAGGAGAGCCGAGGCACAGGUACAGAUCUCACUCGACACACCGACAUCGAGAGCAUUCAGAUUCUGGCUCCGGUGAGAAUGAUUGUAACGAUCCGAGACAAGCUUCGCUGCGAAUGAGUAGACGAGAAUCGGUCGCUCCGAAGAUCGAGCGAUGGAUCGAGAAUGCCAGACCGAACAAUCGCAACACUACACAGGAACAAUACGUCCACCCCGCCACUCGCCCUCUUCGACGGGUUCACCGACAUUCAGUAUCACGAAAACGACCCGAUCGCCUUCUCCAGGCCGCUAAGAACGUCCCUCCUGCUUUUCUUCCCGGCAUCGCCACCGUGAAGGGAGAGCAGAAGCGGGACAUUAUGCUACAGAGAUCUCGGCUCGAAUCUUACCCGGUCGAAAAGCACCUCAUUGAAUCAGUCGAGAAAGAUAUUCGUAGACUCGGUCUCGAGAGUCUCACCAAAACAGGGAGAAAGACUCCGCGUACAAAGACUGGAGAUCCACCUACAAGACCUCGACCGUUGCCUCCCAGACUGACGCUUGCUCGACCUGAUGACGAUGAUCUCGGAUCUACAGGAUUUGGAACGAUCACCGAUUCGAUCCAGCAGUUCACCCCAUCACAUAAAGCACAGCGGAGAUAUAAUCCAGCCAAAGUCGUGCCUCUCAAGCCCAAGAUCCCCCAACUCAAGUUUGUCCGGGACACAUCCCCUGCUAGUGCUUCUCGACGGAAGAGGACAGAGAGGAUUGUACAGGAUCAUCUGACCCCGCACCAAGGACCUCUAUCUGAAAGCAGGGAUCGCUCCACUCACUCAUCAUCUCAGGCUGCUCGAUCGUACGUGCGACCCGCUACGCCAGUUGACAACCUCAUUCCGACUUUACGUCGAGUGCCUAUCGGCGUAGGCGUUCGCCUUCUCAAGACACCCGAACAGAGAAGUGCCGAUCUCACAUACUCCUCCGAAGCAAAGACUCCGUCAAGUGCGAGAAUUGCGCUUCGAGUUCUGCGGGACGCACAAGACCAAUCUAUGCUCAAAGGUCUUACUGCCGAAGAGGUCGAACGCCUUACGAGGGAGCUGUCGAUGAUGCCCGGGGCUAAAAAAGGGUGCGGCUCUGGUAUGGAGGCGACCGAAGACACCAGUGCGGGCUCUGCGCUGGAGCCUCAGCCAUUUCCACACGAAAUGGGAAGCGGGGCAAGCGGACUACAGCACGGGGAUGGUGAUGUCGAUAUGAUGGAUCCCGUGACGAGACUCAGUCCAAAGAUUCCUUCAAGAAUUCCUGCCUCCACGGGGACAAGUGAUCCCGUUUCCAUUCAAACGCCUCGAAAUACUCUGACCAGACAAGACAUUUCUGAUGCUGGUCAAAAUCUUGCCGAUGUCCUCAGGGCUCUGACGAGCAAUCAAGCUUCUGCGCUAGGACCAGAUGGGCGGCAAUCCUCCGGACGCCGACCAAGACGGCAAGAGAGGGUGCAAAGAGGCGGAUCGAAGAAGCAGUCGACCCUGGACCCGUUUAUUGAGAAUCGAGAGCCGGGCUGUGCACAGGCAUCGUUCAUGAAAAAGCUUCUACCUGACGGACCUCAACUUUUUCCGAGAAACACGCAAGAAGAAGCAUCCCCCUCUGAAGCAAAUCAAGAUCAGUCUGCAGCUUUCGAAGUCCACAUCGCCAAGCCUCGAGGUCUAAUACUUGAGGGAUUCGAAGAUCAGUCAAACAAUAAGAGACUGGGCAGACAUCCAAUUGAGAGUCUCCCGAGGCCCGCAAGCCAAGGGCAGUCGAGAGGAUCCGCGUUUGUAGUCUCGCGGGGAGUUAAUAGAGGGAUUGCUUCCACGAAGACUGCGCCAUCCCGACUAGGUCUCGGUAAGCCGCACCAAUGCGCCUUCAACGCUCGACCGGAGAACGAUCCCUUCAGCAUGGAUAGAGAGCCUCGAUCUAGAUCAGCAGUCACUCAGCCGUACAAAAACCCAACGACGCCAAAGACUCCGGGCAAGAUUCGAGAAUCUCAAGCUGCGAUGAUUAUCAGUCCAACACAACGGACUACGAGAUAUACAGCCACUCAAACUUUCGACCGGGAUGAAGAGGAUGAAGAGCCCGAACAAGGAGAAGAGGAGGAGGAGGAGGACCGAGAACAACCUGCCGCACCCUUUGUCUAUUCACUGCAAGAGACAGCUUCGAGAAGUCUUCAAAGAUCGCUCGCUCUCCCUCCAGGAAGACAGCCGAGUCGAGCACGAGGAUCUCGACCCACUCGAUCUCGCCGAAUUGUUUCUGCCAAGUUUAAAGCGCCUGCAGUCGUCAAUCGACAAGCGAUGAAGAAGGAUUCUGCCCGUUCCGAGCCACCGACGCAUACAAAGCCCAGCUCUCAUGGCCAAAGCCUGCCUACUCAAAGUCUGGGGCACGGUCCGCUGAGAUAUCAGGUCUUUGAUGAUGAGAUGGAUCUCGAUCAUCCUUACUCAUCGCAAGAAGAAGAAGAAUAUGAGGUCGGUGAACCACUGAGAGGUUUGGACCACUUUUUGGGUCUCGUCGAACUGCCCAGUGCUGAACAGAGUUCGAGGAAUGGAUGUUAG